Molecule: messenger RNA, 1197 nt
Organism: Suncus etruscus (white-toothed pygmy shrew)
Lineage: Eukaryota; Metazoa; Chordata; Mammalia; Eulipotyphla; Soricidae
Product: olfactory receptor 10AD1-like
Exons: 3
Coding region: 1-1197 (398 amino acids)
Biological process (GO): G protein-coupled receptor signaling pathway
Cellular component (GO): membrane
Molecular function (GO): G protein-coupled receptor activity; olfactory receptor activity
Source: RefSeq, a predicted model, not a curated record
AUGCAGAGAGAUGAGAACUCAAGCGGGCAGUCUGCCAAGGUCCUUUUUAUCCAGCUCACACUGGAAAGUGCACAGGGAGAGAGUUCAUGUGAGAUUUUAAUUGACAUGAUCACCUCUUCCAGAUCAGAUCCCAACAUCAGGUGUCUUCGCUCAAGUUAUGAGAUUGUCUCUCUUAUCUGUUCCACUAAUCGGGUGAAAGUCAAACCAUUUUCAGCCAUAGAAACAGAAAUGAGUGAACUCAUACAGUGGACUCAGCGGAAUGGCAGCAUAGUGACAGAAUUUAUUCUUGUGGGAUUUGAGAAGAGCUCCCCUUCAACGCAGAUGAUACUCUUUGUCCUCUUCCUGGCCCUCUAUAGCCUAGCCAUGGCCAUGAAUGGCGUCAUCAUCUUCAUCACCUGGACAGAUCCUAGGCUCAACAGUCCCAUGUACUUCUUCCUGGGUCAUCUGUCCAUCAUAGAUGUCUGCUUCAUCACUGCCACCAUCCCACAGAUGUUAAUUCACCUGGUGGUCAAGAACCAUGUUGUCUCCUUUGCCUCCUGCUUGAUCCAGAUGUAUCUAGUUUUUGGUGUGGGUGUUGCCGAAUGUAUUCUCCUGGCUUUUAUGGCCUAUGAUCGUUAUGUUGCUAUCUGUCACCCACUUAACUAUGCCCAGAUCAUGAGCCAUCAAGUCUGUGUGAGGUUGGUAAGUACAGCCUGGAUCACUGGCAUGACCAAUGGCAUCCUACUUGACUACAUGACAUUCCGUGGUCCAUUCUGUAGAGACAACCACAUAGAAAACUUUUUCUGUGAGGCCCCCAUAGUCAUCAGCCUCUCUUGUGGAGAUCCACUGUUUAGUAUGAAGGUGAUAUUUUUUGAUGCCAUCGUUGCUCUUCUAAGUCCCAUGGUGCUCAUUGUCAUCUCCUAUGCCCGCAUCCUAACCUCCAUCCUUGGAAGAUCCUCCUCCUCGGGUCGGGGGAAGACCUUCUCCACUUGUGCUUCCCACCUGACUGUGGUCAUCUUUUUCUACACCUCAGCUAUGUUCUCUUACAUGAACCCACGCAGCACACAUGGCCCUGACAAGGACAAACCUUUCUCCCUCCUCUACACAAUCAUUACCCCCAUGUGCAACCCCAUCAUCUACAGUUUUCGAAAUAAAAAAAUGAAGAGGGCCAUGAUGAGAGCCCUUGCAAGGACUGGCCUGAUACAAGAACCUAUGUAG